AUUGCCCAUCCAAUAACCAUACAAUUCGCUACACAUUUUGGUUGAGUUUAUAAGACUUCUGAGAAGUUCAAUAACUCUUAUAGCAAGCAGUAGUUCACAGUCUUUGCAAAAAGGAAAAUGGCAGAAACUUCAUAUGAAACCCAACACCCAGUGAAGGCCUUUGGAUGGGCAGCUAGGGAGACCUCUGGAGUUCUUUCUCCGUUUAAGUUUUCCAGAAGGGAAACGGGCGAAAAGGAUGUACAAUUCAAGGUAUUGUAUUGUGGGGUAUGCCACUCCGAUCUUCACCAGCUCAAGAAUGAAUGGGGUAACACUACCUAUCCCAUUGUACCCGGCCACGAAAUUGCUGGUGUGGUGACUGAGGUUGGGUGCAAGGUCGAGAAAUUUAAGGUUGGAGACAAAGUAGGUGUGGGAUGUCUGGUGGGAUCCUGUCGCAGUUGCGAUAAUUGUGCCGAUGAUCUAGAAAACUACUGCCCUGGGAAUAUACAAACCUACAACGCUAAUGGUGUCAUCACUUAUGGCGGUUACUCCGACAUCAUGGUCGCCGACGAGCACUAUGUUCUCAGAUGGCCGGAAAAUCUACCCAUGGAGGCUGCUCCAUUGCUCUGUGCCGGAAUCACAACUUAUAGCCCCUUGAGAUACUUUGGACUUGACAAGCCCGGAAUGAACAUCGGAGUUGUCGGUCUAGGCGGCCUUGGCCACAUGGCUGUGAAGUUCGCAAAGGCUUUUGGAGCUAAGGUGACAGUGAUUAGCACCUCUGUUAGUAAAAAGGAAGAGGCAAUUGAACGUCUUGGUGCUGAUUCGUUCUUGAUCAGCCGUGACCCAGAACAAAUGCAGGCUGCAAUGAACUCAUUGGACGGUAUAAUAGACACAGUUUCUGCAGUUCACCCUGUUUUGCCAUUACUGUGUUUAUUGAAAACUAAUGGAAAGCUGGUAAUGGUUGGUGCCCCAGAAAAGCCUCUUGAUUUGCCGGUGUUUCCUUUGCUCAUGGGUAGGAAGCUAGUGGCCGGAAGUUGCAUUGGUGGAAUUAAGGAGACGCAAGAAAUGUUAGACUUCUCGGCAAAGCACAACAUAACACCAGAUGUUGAGAUUGUUCCGGUGGAUUACGUCAAUACUGCCCUGGAACGUCUCGUGAAGGCCGAUGUGAAGUAUAGAUUUGUGUUGGAUAUCGGCAACACAUUAAAAUCUGCUUAAAUAUCAAGUUAAGACACAAUAUUUUUUUUAUGAGGUCAUUCCAAAAAGAAUAUUAUGACUUGUGAGCGUUAAAGUGAGUUACAGACAUGCAGUAUGUGUUUGGUAAUAAACUAAUAAUGUCAUAUGAUGUUGUGAUCAUAUGGUAUAUGUCGUAUGAACUACUUGACAAUUUUGUUGGUUUGAUGUGCAAUAAUAUAAAUUUUAUUUAA
Messenger RNA from Ipomoea nil (Japanese morning glory), 1400 nucleotides. Its product is annotated as 8-hydroxygeraniol dehydrogenase-like. The transcript is spliced from 4 exons. NCBI's taxonomy places the organism in Eukaryota, Viridiplantae, Streptophyta, Magnoliopsida, Solanales, Convolvulaceae. Gene Ontology annotation, molecular function: zinc ion binding; cinnamyl-alcohol dehydrogenase activity. The record is from RefSeq and is a predicted model, not a curated record. The coding region runs from base 118 to 1191 and encodes 357 amino acids. Gene Ontology annotation, biological process: lignin biosynthetic process.